AUGGCCUCUGUUUCUUCUUCGCCUUCGGCUGCAUAUUUUGAAGACGUGGGCGGUUUCCUCCAGUUCUUACCGGCUUCCCAUGGCAGUUUGGGACAUCCACAGCUUUGCCAGCGGCCUUGCGUGCACAUCGCGAAGGGUGGUUCCUGCUCUCUCGGCUCUGCGUGCCGCUUUUGCCACGACGUGCACCGCACAGCCCCUCUGAAAAUGGAAAAAACCCAACGCCAGCUCAUGCAAACGAUGCGGAAGGAAGAUGUGAGGACCCUUCUCCUCCCCCACAUCCAGAACAGGCUUCGGAAGCUCGAGCUGACAGAGAAGGCGGCCGGUCUUUUGCACCUGUUCGGGCAGGAACUCCACUCGGACGAGCAACACGCCUUCAAGUCAACAGGCGCGACCUGA
Messenger RNA from Symbiodinium sp. CCMP2456, 396 nucleotides. NCBI's taxonomy places the organism in Eukaryota, Dinophyceae, Suessiales, Symbiodiniaceae. The record is from the annotation of a GenBank genome assembly.